Molecule: messenger RNA, 975 nt
Organism: Sipha flava (yellow sugarcane aphid)
Lineage: Eukaryota; Metazoa; Arthropoda; Insecta; Hemiptera; Aphididae
Product: jerky protein homolog-like
Exons: 3
Coding region: 1-975 (324 amino acids)
Cellular component (GO): nucleus
Molecular function (GO): DNA binding
Source: RefSeq, a predicted model, not a curated record
AUGCAACAGCAGAGACGACAUAUUCCGAUAAGUGGUGAAAUAAUUUGCGAAAAAGCACGUUUAUUUCACCGUGAAAUAACAAAGCAGGAAGAUGGUUUCACUGCUAGUAGAGGUUGGCUAGACAAUUUUAAACAUCGUCAUGGUAUUAAGCGCCUUAAAAUAACGGGUGAGAAACUUUCAUGGGACGAAGCAUCAAUCGAACCAUUUCGAAAUGAGUUACAGUUAGUCAUAAAUGAAAACAAUUUAGACCUAGAACAAAUUUAUAACGCUGAUGAAUCCGGUUUAUUCUGGCGAAUGUUACCAGAGCAUACAUUGACAUCAAGUCAUGAGAAAAACGCCCCUGGAAGAAAAAUUAUUAAAGCUAGAAUAACAUUCAUGCCUUGUGCUAAUGCAAGUGGAACAUAUAAACUGCCUUUACUCGUCAUUGAGACUGCACAAAAACCACUUCGUGAGCACCUUUUAAAUGUAAAUUUACCUCCAAAAGCUUUAUUAUUGUUGGAUAAUUGCCCUGGACAUCCAUCAGCAGAAGAAUUACGUAGUGAUGAUGGCAACAUUUUUGCAAUGUUUUUACCCCCUAAUACUACAGCGCUUAUUCAACCGAUGGAUCAAAAUUCUUGCAAAUUGUUGGAAUUUGGUUCCGCCAAUGCUCAUAAAGAAAUCGUGGAAACACUUCCUUUCCAAACAGAAAAUAAAAUCGACGAAGUUGUUGAAAUUAAUGACAUUCAACUUUCUACACUCAUAAACCAGAUACAGGAAACAUGUACGAAUAAAAUGUCUGAUUCUCAAGCACAGGAAUGGGCUUGCCGUGGCGCAGACGAAAAUUUAGCGAAUCAUAAAAUCUUAACUGAUGAUCAAAUUCUACAAAUUGCAGCAAAAGAGGAUGAUAUUGACGACGAGGAUGAAAGUGGCUCAAUCAGUACAAGUAAAGUUUCUCCUUUAAAAUCUGUGAGUGCACUGAAUAGUGUAUUGCAAUGA